GUGGCUGCCGCAUCAUGGCCAUGAACACUGCGUUGACGCUGCUCGUGCUGACGCUGUUGCUCGUGACCUUCUCAGGUGAACGGCGUGCAGUGGAAGCGGUUUCGGCUUCCGCGUCCCAGAUAGCGGCAGUGCGGUCUGCCUUAUUCAAGAACUACGAUCGCGCACUGCCGCCCCCUGGUGACCAGCUGAAAGUGAGACUCUACAUUGACCUCCUCAACGUGGAUCUGUAUGGAUACGCGCGGGUAAUGGAGAUUGAAGGCCUUAUUUACAUUGCUUGGACGGACUCACGCUUAUCUUGGACAGGUAGUGACGUAGUAAAAACUGUUUACGUUUAUACUGACGAGAUCUGGACACCUGACCUAGGAGUUUUACAUAGGUGGCAGGACGACCCAGAAGAAUCGUCUCUGGUCAACACAAGGUGCUUCCUGUCGUCUACUGGCUACGUGGAGUGUAUGCCGCCUGCCUACUUCCGCUCGCAUUGCAAGCAGGACAAUUCUCGCUGGCCCUACAGCAGGCACAACUGCACCCUGCGGCUCGCCUCCAAGUUGCCGGUCCAGAAGCUCAAGUUCGAACUUAUGGAGGUCGUUUUCGUUUACGAGCUUGCUUCGCGGAACUGGGACAAUUUGCAACUUUCGUCGUACGCUGAAGAGGUCGGGGGGAGAUCUAAUGUGGUAGUAUCGUUUGAAUUGAAGAGACAUAACUUGAUACAGAUAGCAGCUUUCGUCGCUCCAGCAUUUGUGCUGGUUCUGCUGACGGUGAGCACUUGGUUCCUGCCGACCAGCUGCGACGAGCGCCUCUUGCUGGCGACCCUCUCCGUCUUCCUGCACUGCGCCGUCAUCGACAGCCUGUCGUACGCCAUGCCAGAGGACGGACGCAGCGCGCCGCAGGUCGCGCUGAUGUAUCGCGACCUGCUGGUAGUGGCGUGUGCGUCCUUCAUGGCUGCCGUGGGCCUGCGGAGGUUGAGCAGCCUGCGCACACUGGACACCCCCGUGUGGCUGCCCUCCCUGCUGGAGUCCGGGCCCGCGCGGUUCCUGCUCUGCUCGCCCCAUGGCUCUCUCAGGCUGCAGGAAGAAGACGACGCUGAGGGCCUGGUGAGCGAGGAGGAGCCAGUGACUGCAGCCACACCCGCUCCAGCGGCGCUCCUGGCGCUGCUGAUCAACCGCCUGGGUCUGGUUGCGUCGACAGCCACCUGUGUCGCCGCCCUCUCCGUCAGACUCAUGGCUUAACUCUCACCUCCCUGCCAAAUACUAGCCACUCAUAUCGAUAUCUGUGGACGGCGACUACCAUCCCAAAAUAAUUCUGCACUUACGGACAUGUCGUAAAAUGAAAUGUGCUUCCAUUCUGUCCAAUGUGAAGGAUCCCUCUUCAGGUCUGACCUGAAACUGUCUUGCUUUUGGCCAGCCUUACGUUGCUGAGCAGAUCGUUUAAGCAAUGGGUCGACAAUUGCGCUUUUCUGUCAAUACGGUUCCAAGUUCAGACCAGCCAUCAAAAAAUUGAUACAGCUACGACAAGAGAGGACCAGUAUCUUUGGAACUGUCGAUGAGGGCCUGUAUGUGUGUAACUGAGGAAGAGACGGAGGGUUGGCAAUUUGAAUAUGAAUUUGCUUUACUUUAAAUGGUCAAGUUGCUCUGUGGGAAAAGGACUGUAUGCAAAAAGCAAAUCUUACCUGUAGUCGAGUCCCCGUUCGGUAGAGCAAUUUAACUCCCCUAAUAUGACGGGAACUUUAUGUACUUAUGUACUUAUCAGCUUCGAGAAAUUCGGUCUCCCGUCCACUUUCCGUCACUGUGGACUUUUGCAUCGUUUUUGUUGAUUUUCGCCUAUCACACAUCCUUUACGUUUGGCCAUUUUUAUCAGUGACGCACAGAAAUUCUUCUCUUGUCCUAGAAGUAUGAAUGUCUUACUGGGACAGCUUUCUUUCAGUGCCAUGAAAAACCCCUUACAGGUCUGUAGCGUUAUGGUACCAUCGUUGUUUUCAUGUUACAGUUUUGGUGGCAAGCUGGAAGCCAUACAGAUAAUCUUGAGCCUACAAUGCAUAAAAAAGUGAAAAGUUUGAACGUAGCACAGCCUUAACCCAUCGACUUGUUACUUUCAUUAAUUGAUAAUCACAAGGACAUUAGAGACUGCCGCGCCAUCUCAUCUAGUCAGAGUAGUGUACUUCACAGUGAAAAUUAAAAUAAAAAAAUUGAAAAA
This is a messenger RNA of Schistocerca nitens (vagrant locust), 2190 nucleotides long. Its product is annotated as neuronal acetylcholine receptor subunit alpha-3-like. Gene Ontology annotation, biological process: chemical synaptic transmission; signal transduction; monoatomic ion transmembrane transport. Gene Ontology annotation, cellular component: membrane; neuron projection; synapse. Gene Ontology annotation, molecular function: neurotransmitter receptor activity; transmembrane signaling receptor activity; extracellular ligand-gated monoatomic ion channel activity. The record is from RefSeq and is a predicted model, not a curated record. NCBI's taxonomy places the organism in Eukaryota, Metazoa, Arthropoda, Insecta, Orthoptera, Acrididae. The transcript is spliced from 9 exons. Bases 15 to 1226 code for a protein of 403 amino acids.